UUUUUAAAUUCCAGUUGGCUAUUGUGGCGACAGGCCAUAAAAAGAAAUAUUAUCUACUUUUAUUCCUUUUUCCACACAUUUGUUUAGCAUUUUGAUUGGCUGUAGUUUGGAAUUUCGUGCAAGCAGAGCCAAUCAAAUUUCUUGACAUAAGCCUGGCAUUCUUAUGUAGCCUGACUGCCGGCGACUUAUGGUCACACCUUUAUAAUGAUUUGCCUGUCUGCGUCAUCCACAGUGAAGAAGGAGUUAGAACCCUAAUGUUGAAAGCGUUUCAUGUCUAACCUGUCUUGUGCAUCUAACUACAGCAGAAGUAAAUUUUAUCACCUCGUACAUUUUUUGCAGUCACUGAAUUGUUACAGAAUUCUAAAGUUUACACAGCGGAGGAAAAUUCACGAUUUUAAAUUUGAAAACUUUUGUAAUGGUAAGUGUAUUUGUUAAUAAUUUGCGACUAAAAUAAUAAACAGUUUAGAUUUACCAAAAUAAACAUUUAUUUGUUGUGUUCAAGAAAACUGAAGAAUAAAUUUAGAAAAAUGGGAAAAGUCGCGGAAAAACUUCGGACUUAUAGAAAGGACUGGGAAUCCAUGCCUUGGGCAAAAGGCUGGUUAACCAAAGCAGACGAAAAAUUUUACAAUGAAGCUUACUGCAAAAUAUGCGAAAAAGAUUUGAGAGCGCAUCGAGCGGACUUGGAAAAACAUACGAAAUCAGUAACUCAUGUCCGUAAAAUGGCGAGCAUUACAGAAGGAAAACAGAGUAAACUGUCAUCGACAGUCCAGGUCACCUUCAGUGAAUUCGACAAAGUUAGAGAUUUGAAAAUUUCUGCGUUCAUAGCAACUCACACUUCGAUAAAUAGUGUUGAUCACCUUUGCGAUCUCUUGGUGCAUUUAGGCAAAAAUACAUUGUUUGAUAAUUUUAAAAUGCAUCGGACCAAGUGCGGUAACUUGAUAAAAAAUGUAAUUUCACCUUGCAUGCUGAUAGAUUUAAUUGACGAUAUUGGCGACAAGUCAUUUUCACUGAUUGUAGAUGAGUCAACCGAUGUGUCCACAUUUAAAUAUUUAUGUUUAUGCGUGAAAUAUUUCAGUGAAAAAAUAGGCAGGAUCAUCACAGAUUAUUUAGGAAUUAUUGUUUUAGAAAGAGCAACUGCUGAUGCAUUGUACAACGCUGUAGUAGAUUACUGCGAUGAUAUAAAAUUAAAAUUAGAAAACCUGGUCGGUAUUGGCACAGAUGGCGGUUCAAACCUUUGCGGCAAAAAUCAUUCGUUGUAUGCGUUAUUGAAAAAAAAAUAUAAUAGAGUGCAACUGCUGAAAUGCAUUAAUCAUGCAAUUGACAACGUAGCCUCGAAAUCAGCCACCGAAUUUCCAGCUAACAUUGAUUUUUUGUGUAGAGAAGUUUACAAAUGGUUUUCUCAUUCUUCUCUUCGUAAAAUCGAAUAUCGAAGAACGUAUGAACUCUAGAAUACGAAUUUUGAUGAAAAUGGCAAACCAAAUCCUUUUCACGAGUUUGUGAAAUUAUCAGACACUCGGUGGUUGGUUCAAUAUUUUGUUGUCAACAACCUUCUCGAGCACUGGUUUGAACUGCAGACAUAUUUUCGCACAGUCGUUGAAAAAGAAAAGUGUUACACUGCUCGCUUGCUUGCCCAAAUGUUGCACGAUGAUUUAAAUUUCCUGUAUUUAGUUUUUCUAAGGCCUAUUUUGUAUGAAGUGAAUCGUUUGAACAAGAUUUUUCAAGCUGACAAUGUCGAUUUGGGACGUGCUGUCGAAGAUCUCCAUGCGUUAGUCUUAUUCAUAGCGAGAAAAAUUGUAAAACCGACAUUUCUAAAUCGCGAAAUCAAAGAUUUACUUGCUGUUCAUGAUAACGAGUUAGCAUUUUUGAAUCGCGAUCAAGUAGAUUUUGGAAUUGAAUAUUAUCAAGGUUUAGGGAGGUGCACCAUUUCAAUUGAGCAAAAAAUUGACCUGGAAAAUCGAGCAUUAACAUUUCUAAAACGUUUAUUUCACGAAAUGGGAGAGCGAUUACCCGAAAAUUUACAACUUUUUGAAGGUCUUAAAGCUUUUUCACCAAAUGUUUGUUUGAGUCAAACUCGACCGCGAUUUAAAGAUCUACCAUUAAUAGAUACAUUCAUUGACAAAAACAAACUCGGCCUCGUGGAAAAUCAGUGGAACAAGCUUGUAACUAUUCAAUGGAGCAAUCAUUUGGAUAAAUCACUUUUGACGAAAGCUCAAACAUUUUGGCCAAAAGUUUAUUCUUUUGAAGAUGCCGCUGGCACAUCCAUUUUUCGAGAUCUAGCUUCGUAUGCUCUGACAUUAUUGUCGCUUCCAUCUACCAAUGCUGUAGUUGAAAGAGUAUUUUUGGUGAUGAAUUCAGUAAAAAGUAAGUUGAGAAAUAAAAUGGGUGUUCCAAUGUUAGAUUCUUUACUACGUGUUAGAUGUAGAUUUCACGCCACGAAGACUUGUUGCUCUGAAUUUUCGCCUACUAAGAAAAUGCUUGAGAAAUUUAAUUAUAAAGUGGUCUAUGCUGUCAAAAAUAAUAACGAUGAAGGGCCCAUCAAUAACGAAAUCUUCGAAUUGCUCGAUGAAAUUGAGCAUGCAACCAUCUCGAUUCCCGAAUUUUAAUUUUUAGAAAGAUCGUACCUAGAUAAUAUGUAUAUAAGUAUACAUCUAGUCCAAAAAUGUUUUAUUGGAUGUUAAGCUCUGUUUUGUACAGAAAAAAAUAUUACGAAACGUUUUUAAAAUAUAUAAUAAC
Messenger RNA from Leptopilina boulardi, 2733 nucleotides. RefSeq lists its product as uncharacterized. Bases 1635 to 2603 code for a protein of 322 amino acids. The transcript is spliced from 2 exons. NCBI's taxonomy places the organism in Eukaryota, Metazoa, Arthropoda, Insecta, Hymenoptera, Figitidae. The record is from RefSeq and is a predicted model, not a curated record.